AUGGCCGAAGAUGGUAGCCAUGGCACCUCCGCCUCUGAUUUCUCAACAACCAUCGUUAAUUUGCUUCAUAAAUUUCUCGCCGUUCAGCAGCGUCGGAUCGAAGCCUAUUCCAACCUCAAAAGAAGAGAUUUCUUUGAUACAGGGGAUUUUGGGAGUAUAUGCUUUCGGGAAAUGAAUUGGCCUAUCAACAGCUUUGCAGUGACAUUACACUGGAGUUCAAUAACUGCUCUAAACAAAUUGUUUGUGAAGCGGGUUUCUGUGUUUUUUCGAGUUCAAGUCAUUGAAAUGGAGUCCCUAUUUCAGAAUUAUGAGUACGAUCGAGUUAAUUUAGCUAAGCUUUUGAGAUCUGUUCAAGAACAGGAAAAGCAGAAACUGAAUUUGACGGUCACAUUACAGGUACUGAAGAAGGCUGGUCGGCCAUCAGAACGUUUGGUGAGCCAUGCGGAUUGCAAAUUUGAGAAACCAAUGGAGCAUGAGUGUGUGCAUGUCCAUGAGAUUACAGAAGCUGGUGGGACUGAAGAGGCAGAAGCAGAUGCUAUGUAUGAUAAAGAACUAAAGGAGGCCAUUAGAGGAGUACAGGAUGCUGUGACUACUAUAAACGAGCAUUUGGAAGAGUAAACAAACUCGUGACACAUCAUUGGCACUAUAGUGAUGGACAAAAACAAGCAGUUGAUUAUUUUCUCUUUGGCAAUUUGAUGCUGGUGGAAAACUAUUGCAUAAAUUGGAUACUAAGCUUGCAGUUAGCUCUUAUGGGGAGGGUGAACUCGCCAGCCUUAUUCAAAUGUAAGGUUAUAUCAAACCUCGUUAGUUUAUUAAUAAUCAAAACAAACUAUGUGAAGUUUUGAAGAAAGAGAAAGAGAAAAUUGAUUAGACAAAUGGCCAUCCUUGUAGAGAUAAAAGGAUAUGAGUGUUCUUUGGACACAA
Messenger RNA from Humulus lupulus (European hop), 924 nucleotides. RefSeq lists its product as uncharacterized. The transcript is spliced from 6 exons. The record is from RefSeq and is a predicted model, not a curated record. Bases 1 to 618 code for a protein of 205 amino acids. Lineage: Eukaryota; Viridiplantae; Streptophyta; Magnoliopsida; Rosales; Cannabaceae.